CACGCAAUUUUGCCAAGAAAACAGCGGGCGUCAUUUAUUUCUGUAUAAAGGAAAGAAGAUCCUUGUCGCCCUCCGUCUCCUGCUCUCUCCUCUCUAGCAUGCUGGCAGAUGCUGCUAAUCGGUUCUGUCCGCUGUCGACUUCACUCUCAUCAGCCAUGAGGUGUAUACUGCCUCCUGUCUUCGUCGAGACGCCGCUGCAACAGCGUCUGCACCAGCCAUUCUCCCCGACCGCUAUCUGAGUUUAAAACCGGCAAAUCGCCGCGAAGCAAGCAUGCAACCAAUAUGGAGAUGACGACGUGCAGCCCUGGGAGGCCACCGUUGGCUUUGAUAUCGGCCAAGUUACAUGCACACGCAGGAUAAUCAUUGCAGUUAUCUGGACGAUGGGGGAUCCUGAGGAGUUAAUAGAUUUUCCCUUUCCUUUGUCGCCCGAGAAAUACGGCACAACGGUUAUGGCGGGUUACCCUGAUAGAGGGAAGCUCAACUCACGGCACACUUGGCCAGUUGCUCCCGAACCCCGCCCUGGAUGGACAUCCUCCCAACGUCGUUUUCCCUUCCUCUUUUUCCUGUACACGCUGUGAAACCUCUCCAGUUAUAUAUUGAAUGAAAUUGGCCCUUUUUUCUCUUCUGUUGGAAGAACCCUGUCCUUCUUGUGCUCUUCAUUUUGUUGUACUCUAUCGCUAUUCCCGACAAUGAAUCUCUCUCAGAGGUGUGCCACCGUCGUUGUGGGCGCUGGUCCGGCUGGCGUGGCCGUUGUUGGAAAUCUGCUGGAGAAGCAACCAGGAGCAAAGAUCGCCUGGAUCGAUCCCUCCUUCCAGGCUGGUCGUCUGUGCAAGUAUCGCGAGGUUCCAAGCAAUACCAAGGUUGGCCUUUUCCAGCAGUAUGCGACGGUCCUGCAGCCGUUUCGCACAGUGAUAAACACCACGCCCAUUCCCAAUGCAUUCUCCAAAUUAGCGAAACUAGACCAGGAGAAGACCUGCCAUCUACACCACGCUGCGGAUAUGAUCCAGGCGCUCACAAAUGGCCUGGGGAAGUUCGAGCAAGUCCACAAGUAUCAGGGCAUGGUUACCGCUGCCAACUUAUCGGAGAAGAAUGCAAGUUGGACCGUCUGCGUCAAGGGCCCAAACUCGCCUGAAGAGACGGAAAUCGUAACAUCUCAACUCAUCCUCUGCACAGGAUCGUACCCAACGCUCCUUCCCAUUUCCAUUUCAGACCUCAACAUCCAAAGACUAGAUCUGGACAUAGUCCUGAAACCCAGCGAAAUCCCCACCCAUCUACCCCAGGAUACUUCCCCGCUCGUGAUCGCGGUAAUUGGCGCCUCACACAGCGCCAUCCUAGCCCUACUCAAUCUCGUCGAUCUAGCGCGCUCUUCCCCCUCCUAUUCCCAUCUCCGCAUCAACUGGUUCACCCGUCACCCACUCCGCUACGCUGAAUACAAAGACGGUUGGAUCCUCCGCGACAAUACAGGUCUCAAGGGCAUGGCGGCCGACUUCGCCCGCCAGCAACUCGAAGACGACCGCCUCCCGACCUCCGAAGCGGGCCGCUUCAUCAGCAAGAUCGACUGCGGCGACGGGAAAGAGCUACAGCAGUACCGCGCACAUUUGCCGGUGUGCACUCAUAUCGUCCAGGCAGUGGGGUUCACGCGGAAUCCACUCCCGGAGUUGUCUGUCGACGGUCAGGCACUGCUCGAACCGGCUUUUGACCAUCACACAGGCGGGUUCAUGGGUAAAGAUGGACGCCCGGUGCCAGGUCUGUAUGGUGCGGGUAUUGCGUUCCCUGAACAAGUCACCGAUCCUAACGGGAAUGUGGAGUAUGCUGUUGGCUUCUGGAAGUUUAUGACGUUUAUCCGACGAGUAUGCCCGACGUGGCUGUAGGCUAGCUAUUUCCAACCUCUUGUUUCUGUUGGCUCCCCUUUCCAUUUGCGAGCGGUUUUGAGUGUUUUCCUACUCAGUCUAUCUCUAUUAUUACUGAUCCAUUAUGGUUUUAUUAGCUAGGUCCAAUAUGAGGUACAGCGCAUAGAGUCCAUCCAAUACGGAGAUACUACUAGUAGGGCAGGUAGAGUCAUAAAGUUAAUCCACGAUACAACCUCGCGCAUUAACACAGCGUCGUACCUGAUGCAAGA
Monascus purpureus is the source of this 2119-nucleotide messenger RNA. The record is from the annotation of a GenBank genome assembly. NCBI's taxonomy places the organism in Eukaryota, Fungi, Ascomycota, Eurotiomycetes, Eurotiales, Aspergillaceae.